AUGACGACUCGACGGGACUUCCUUAAUAUGCCUGCGCCCGAGAACUACGUGGCUGGUCUCGGGCGUGGUGCUACUGGCUUCACCACCCGAUCAGAUUUGGGCCCGGCGCGCGAGGGCCCUUCAGAAGACCAAAUCAAAGAGGCUCUAGCUAAAAGAGCCGCUGCCUUGGGUUUCGGCGACGCUGCAGGCGCGAAGAAAGACGACGACGACGAUAACGACGAAUCGGAGAGAUAUCAGGACCCAGAUAAUGAGGUCGGUCUGUUUGCUGGUGGUGUCUACGACAAGGACGACGAUGAAGCCGACCGUAUCUAUCGUGAAGUAGACGAAAAGAUGGACAGAAGGCGAAAAAUAAGAAGGGAGGCUCGCGAAAAAGCGGAACGAGAAGAAUACGAACGCAACAAUCCCAAAAUCCAACAACAGUUUGUCGAUCUUAAGCGCGCCCUUGGAUCUGUCACAGACGAUGAAUGGGCAAAUUUACCCGAAGUUGGAGAUCUUACAGGCAAGAACCGGCGAGCUAGAGAUGCUCGGAGGCAGAGAUUCUACGCUGUGCCAGAUAGUGUCCUAGCAGCUGCUAGUACUGCUGGAGAACUCGGGUCAACGGUGGCAGAUGGUGCCGAUACCUCGACAAACGAUGGCCAGGACGGCACCAUGACCAACUUUGCCAAGAUUGGAGAGGCCCGAGACAAGGUCCUCCAGGUACGCCUCGAUCAGGCAUCAGAGUCUGGAGCCUCUGGAAGCUCUACAAGCAUCGAUCCCAAGGGCUAUCUUACAAGUCUGGCCAAGUCAUCGUUACCUGAAGGUGCACCCCAAGUUAGCGACGUCAAUCGUGUGCGAGAACUGUUGGACUCUGUCAUUAAAACGAAUCCUACCAACGGUCCAGGCUGGAUAGCUGCAGCCAGAUUGGAAGAAUUGGCCGGAAAGAUUGUGGCCGCAAGAAACCUCAUCGCCCGCGGCUGCAAACAGUGUCCGAAGAACGAGGAUGUCUGGCUUGAGAGUAUCCGUCUAAACGAUAAGCACAACGCCAAAAUUAUUGCAGCCCAGGCUAUUCAGCAGAAUAACCGUUCCGUUCGGUUAUGGGUAGAGGCCAUGAAGCUGGAGACUGAUAGCAGAAGUAAGAAACGAGUCAUUCGACAUGCGCUCGACCAUAUCCCCGAGUCCGAGGCUCUGUGGAAGGAGGCUGUGAAUUUGGAGGAGGACGAAGAAGACGCUCGACUCCUUCUUGCCAAGGCUACCGAGCUGAUUCCCUUAUCCGUCGACUUGUGGCUAGCUCUAGCGAGACUUGAGACCCCAGAAAACGCCCAGAAAGUGUUGAACAGGGCUCGAAAGAGCUGCCCCACCUCUCACGAAAUUUGGAUUGCAGCUGCAAGGCUACAGGAACAACUUGGAAAUGCGCACAAGCUUAACGUCAUGAAGCGUGCUGUUCAGGUGUUGGCCAAGGAAUCAGCCAUGCCAAAGCGGGAAGAGUGGAUCACGGAAGCUGAGAAGUGCGAAGAAGAAGGCGCUGUCUUUACCUGUGGUCUGAUCAUCCAAGAGACACUUGGUUGGGGUCUGGACGAGGACGAUGACCGGAAAGAUACUUGGUUAGAAGAUGCUCGCAGCAGCGUCAACAGGGGCAAGUAUGCUACUGCGCGGGCGAUAUAUGCGUAUGCUCUUCGCGUCUUCCCCACCAGCAAGACCCUCUGGUUGGCUGCAGCGGAUCUGGAGCGUAACCAUGGAAGCAAGGACGAGCUAUGGCAAGUCCUUGAAAAGGCUGUCAAUGCUUGCCCAAGAUCAGAAGUGCUCUGGAUGAUGCUUGCCAAGGAGAAGUGGCAAGCAGGCGAGAUCGAUAAUGCUCGUCGUGUGCUUGGUCGCGCCUUCAAGCAGAACCCGAACAAUGAAGAUAUCUGGCUGGCAGCUGUCAAGUUGGAAGCAGAGAAUGGGCAGGUCGACCAAGCACGGAAGCUGUUGGAGACAGCCCGAGGCGAGGCUCCUACGGACCGGGUUUGGAUGAAGUCUGCUGCUUUUGAGAGAACGCUUGGCAACACUGAAGUCGCCCUGGAUCUCGUCAAUCAAGCGCUACAACACUUUCCAGCUUUCGCCAAAUUGUGGAUGAUGAAGGGCCAAAUAUACGACAUUGACUUUGACAAGCCUCUCCAGGCACGUGAAGCGUAUGCUACCGGUGUCAAGGCCUGUCCGAAAUCCGUGCCAUUAUGGCUACUGUACUCGAGACUCGAGGAGAAGCUGGGACAACUUCCCAAAGCCAGAUCCGUACUUGACCGGGCAAGGUUGGCCGUACCAAAGAAUGCGGAACUCUGGUGCGAAUCGGUUCGCAUCGAGCGCCGUGCAGGCAACACCAAACAGGCAGAGACAUUGAUGGAACGCGCGCUACGUGAUGUACCUAAGCCUUCCCAGGGACCUCUUUGGUCAGAGAAGAUCUGGCACUUGACAGCGCGGCCUCAGCGGAAACCUCGUGCUCUGGAAGCAAUCAAGGAAGUGGAUAAUGACCCAACUCUCCUCGUCGCAGUAGCACGCAUUUUCUGGGGUGAGAGAAAGCUGGACAAGGCACAGAACUGGUUUGAAAAGGCACUAGUUCGUGACCCGGAGUUGGGCGAUACCUGGGCAUGGUACUACAAAUUCUUGGUCGAACAUGGCACUGAGGAGAAGCGGGCAGAGGUGGUGUCCAAAUGUAUCAGUGUCGAGCCGAGAUACGGAGAGACAUGGACGAGCAUCGCCAAGAGUCCAAAGAAUACCAGAAAGGACGUGGAGGAAAUAUUGAAAUUGGUUGCCGCUCAGCUGAGCUAA
Messenger RNA from Pestalotiopsis fici W106-1, 2781 nucleotides. RefSeq names its product Pre-mRNA-splicing factor prp1. Gene Ontology annotation, biological process: spliceosomal tri-snRNP complex assembly; mRNA splicing, via spliceosome. The record is from RefSeq and is a predicted model, not a curated record. NCBI's taxonomy places the organism in Eukaryota, Fungi, Ascomycota, Sordariomycetes, Amphisphaeriales, Sporocadaceae. The coding region runs from base 1 to 2781 and encodes 926 amino acids. Gene Ontology annotation, cellular component: catalytic step 2 spliceosome; U4/U6 x U5 tri-snRNP complex. Gene Ontology annotation, molecular function: protein binding. The transcript is spliced from 2 exons.